This is a messenger RNA of Trametes versicolor FP-101664 SS1, 219 nucleotides long. RefSeq lists its product as uncharacterized. The record is from RefSeq and is a predicted model, not a curated record. Lineage: Eukaryota; Fungi; Basidiomycota; Agaricomycetes; Polyporales; Polyporaceae. The transcript has a single exon. The annotation marks the transcript as partial.
AUCAUGACCGAGGAGCAGAAAAUGGAGGAAGGCAAGCGCAUGUUCUCGAUCUUCGCGGCGCGUAUGUUCGAGCAACGGGUGCUCCAAGCGUACCGCGAGAAGGUCGCGCAAGAGAGGCAACUACAACUCUUGCGCGAACUUGAGGACGAAGACAAGAUGUCCAAGGAGCGGGAGGCCAAGAAGCAGUCGCAGAACCAGAAGAAAAAGGACAAGAAGCGG